CAACAUAAAUACGUAGUAUAACUCUGCUUCGUUAACCUCGCUCCUCGCGCUCUCUCUCUCUCUCUUUCUCUGCACCCAAAAAAAAAAAAACAUUUUCUUGAGAAAGAAGCCACAACAGUCACAAUCUUACUUAACUUACUACUACUAUGGAUGUUGUUGAGAGUUUUGGUCAUGGCGAUCCUGAAACGCCGCGUUUCAGUGACGACUUUGGUUCUGGCUCUGCUUGCUCCACCCCGUUCGUUAGUGCUCCCUCUAGUCCCGGUCGUGGUCCUCCUCCAGGAUACUUCUUCAGCGCUCCGUCGAGUCCGAUGCAUUUCUUCCUUUGCUCUGCUUCUUCUUCUUCUUCAUCCGAGAAUCCUAAAAAGCUCAACUCCUCUUCUUGCGGCGACUUUGAGUUUGACUUCUCCUCGAGGUUGUCUUCGAGCAGUGGUCCUUCCAUGACCUCUGCUGAAGAGCUCUUCUCUAACGGCCAGAUCAAGCCCAUGAAGCUCUCCUCUCAUCUUCAGAGACCUCAGAUCCUAUCGCCGCUUCUUGAUCUGGAGAACGAGGAAGACGACGAAGACGACGACGAAGAUGCCAAGACACCAGACGGUGAGAUGAAGCGUGGCAGAGAUCUCAAACUCAGAAGCAGAUCUGUUCAUCGGAAAGCCAGAUCUCUCUCCCCGCUACGAAACGCAGCGUAUCACCAAUGGAGCCAAGAGGAUGAAGAAGAAGAAGAAGGAGUCGCCGGAGAGAGAGAGGUAAAGGAGUGUAUUAUAAGGAAGCUCCAAGAAGACGAGAACGUGCCUUCAGCUGAAACGACACCGUCUUGUUCAGCUUCAUCUUCACGAUCAUCCUCUUACGGUAGAAACUCCAAGAAAUGGAUCUUUCUCAAGGAUCUGCUUCAUCGUAGCAAAAGCGAAGGAAGAGGCAACGCUAAAGAGAAGUUCUGGUCCAACAUUUCAUUCUCUCCUUCCAAUUUCAAAGACAAGAAACUCAAAUCUCCUCAGCCUGCUGCUGAAGAGAAACCGAUUCAAGAAACUGUAGUUGACGAAUCCAAGAAGCAGAAACAGAAACAACCGCCGGCGAAGAAAACUCCAACCGUCGGAAAACCAACCAACGGGAUAGCUAAACGGCGAGGAUCACAGCCGUCUGCUCACGAGCUACAUUACACAACGAACAGAGCUCAAGCAGAGGAGAUGAAGAAGAGGACAUAUUUGCCUUACAGGCAUGGGCUCUUUGGCUGUUUAGGGUUUAGUUCCAAAGGUUACAGCGCGUUGAACGGUUUAGCCCGUAGCUUAAACCCAGUUUCAUCCGGUUAAGUCAUCAUAUCAUUAGAUUAAGCAAAAAAAUGUUUCUUAUGUAUAGAUUAUGAAUCCUCUCUUAUAUAGUAUAUGUCAUUGUAUUUUUCAGUUCUUAGAUUUAAUUACUAUGAUUCUCUUUUUAGUUCUUGGGAAUGUAUUCAGAAUCUAAAAAAAAUAUUACAGUGAUGUGUUGUAGUAAAAACAGUUUUGUGAGUUUUUUCUA
Messenger RNA from Camelina sativa (false flax), 1506 nucleotides. RefSeq lists its product as uncharacterized. NCBI's taxonomy places the organism in Eukaryota, Viridiplantae, Streptophyta, Magnoliopsida, Brassicales, Brassicaceae. The record is from RefSeq and is a predicted model, not a curated record.